Molecule: messenger RNA, 852 nt
Organism: Cuscuta campestris
Lineage: Eukaryota; Viridiplantae; Streptophyta; Magnoliopsida; Solanales; Convolvulaceae
Source: the annotation of a GenBank genome assembly
AAGAGAUUAAAUGAACAGUUCCAAAAGUCAAAACUGGAUGAAUAUUCUGGGACGUAGGGAGUACUUAAGAGUUAUUUGCUAAAUUUUUUUACGAGAUGGAGAGGGGGGGAGGGGGGGCAAAGGGCUGGAAGUGCAGGGAGGUUUUGGGCGUAAGAAUUACGAAGUAUCAAUUUUCAAACAAGCAGCCGAAGAGUCCAAUCAAAAACACCUUCGCCCCGUAAGCCUUCUCGGCUAGUCAGUAGUCACCGACCGCCAGACCGCCGUCCGCCUCAGCGGUGCUCCAGGUCUCCGUCACCAAGACUCCAAUCGAGACAUCCAAGUGCUAGAAUAAAUGGAGCAUAGUUCAGUCCAAGAUCAAUGCAAUGGAACAUUCUCACUGGCAGAUGAAGAUCAUACACUUGCCAAUGCGCUUAGAUUCUCUCUUAAUCAGGAUCCGAGAGUUAUACUUUGUGGGUACAGCAUUCCGCAUCCUUCAGAGGCUCGGGUUAAUAUAAGAGUCCAGACUACAGGUGAUCCGGCUGUGGAAGUGCUAAAAGACGCAUGCCAUGAUCUGAUGCUUAUGUGUGAGCACACUAGGAGCACCUUUGAUCAAGCUCUUGCAAAAUUCAAGAGUGAGAAAGGCAUGAAAGCAAUGAAGUUGGGAAAGAAGUGAUUGGUUGAUACUCGCUCUUCACUAUCUAUAUAUUGAUGGUAAUUUGUUGCAUAUGUAUUUUUAUGCAGUCUUUUUUGGGGGUAAUAUCUUGGUUGCUUUUCUCUUCUAAGUAUGUAUGACUUCUUUAACUUUGUCCUUAAAACUGUAGUAGAUAUUGUGAUCACAACUAUUUUGUUUUCAAAGAAAUGUGAAGCAAAUUA